Molecule: messenger RNA, 1755 nt
Organism: Sclerotinia sclerotiorum 1980 UF-70
Lineage: Eukaryota; Fungi; Ascomycota; Leotiomycetes; Helotiales; Sclerotiniaceae
Exons: 3
Coding region: 1-1755 (584 amino acids)
Biological process (GO): protein polyubiquitination; ubiquitin-dependent protein catabolic process; positive regulation of proteasomal ubiquitin-dependent protein catabolic process
Cellular component (GO): cytoplasm; ubiquitin ligase complex
Molecular function (GO): ubiquitin conjugating enzyme binding; zinc ion binding; ubiquitin protein ligase activity
Source: RefSeq, a predicted model, not a curated record
AUGACUUUCGAUUAUAAGUCCAGCGACGUCUUUGGUCUGGACUUUAAGCAACAUGACACACGAAACAUUCGCCAUAUUUUGAAGCAUUAUGGAGAAUUACCGGAAAACCAAGGUGAUCGACUUGCUUUGUUUCUUCGAUUACAGUCUUUGGAGAAGAACCUUCUUGAAGACGAUUGCGAAAAAAUAAAGAACUGGUUGGCAAAUGGUGGUGGCCUUCCACCACGACGACCUGUAAAUCCCGUGAUCGCAGAUGAGGAAGAGUCCGAGAAAGAACUGGAGCAAGGGGGUGAGGAGAGUAAAGUGGAAGAAGAAGAUGCAAAUGAUGAGGAGGAAAAAGAUGAGGAAGAUUCUGAUGAAUCCUCAAGUUUUGAGCCCUUAAAUUCCGCGACGACCUCCGGUCAUGAAUUUCAAAUAGAAGAUUUGGCCUCUGAUAAUAUACAAUAUGACCACUUCGACUUGAUGCCUUCCCACCCCGAAAACCCUGAACGCGCAAAUCACAUCUUCGACACGAAACCUGAAUCGACUCCUGAGCCUGAAACAACAGAAGGCUAUUACCUGAGUAAGGAAAGCGACGAGGAGAGCAGUAAGAAGGAGAGUGAUGGAGACAAGAACGAUAGGGAUACUGAAAUGGAGACUGUCGAGGCUGCAGGAUCUGCUAGAGGCGGAAAGAUUGUUGAGGCUAAAAAGACUUUCAAGGUUACAGUAGAAUCGGGCAAUGAUCACGAUGCGAAUACUGGAUAUUAUGCUCGUAAAAAUGCAGCUAAACGAGUCGAGCAUCCACCUUUCCGGGAGGUGGAAUGUGCCAUUUGUGCAGAGACAGUUCUAAAAUCGGAGACCUGGUAUUCUAUCACGGAUACCUGCGAACAUCCAAAUGAGGACCGUACAUGUAAGGCAUGUCUCAACGCAUCCAUCUCUACAGCUGUAGAGUAUGGAUUUUUAAAUGGCAUCAAGUGUCCUCUCUGUCCCGCUGUCCUCACUUUUAGAGAUAUUUCGCAAAAAGCAUCUAUAGAUGUACUUGAACGUUAUUCAUACUUGAGAGAGAAAGCUUCGAGACCGGAUACAUUCACUAUGUGCUUAGCUCCCAAUUGCGGCGGAGGUCAAAUUCACGAAGGACCAGAGCCAUUAAUGAUUUGUAAUCAUUGUAGAUUCAAGACCUGCGUCAAACACAAGUUACCGUGGCAUGAAGGACAAUCUUGUGAUGAAUUCGAUAUUGAUGACUCACAAAUUGAGCGUUUGGAGCAAGAAGAGGCUACAGCAAAGCUUUUGGCGAAAGAUUCGAGAAUUUGCCCCAAAUGCCAAGAGUGUGUUGUUAGAAGCGAAGGUUGUGAUCAUAUGCAAUGUGUGUAUAAAUGUAUCUCUUCUUACAAGUUCAAUAUUGACGACUAUUUCCUAGGUCGCUGCGGAAAAUCCUGGUGCUAUCUUUGCGGUGUCAACUGGGAGAAUAUCAUUAGACUUGGCCGGACGGCCCAUGGUAGAAAUUGUCCUAACCACCCCGACUCAUUCAAACUCAGUCGAAACCAGAUCUCAGCACGCGAAACCAACCUCACACGACUGGUACAUGGUGGGCCCGUCAACGAACGUCUAAGUAAAGCCAAAUACGCGAGGCAGAAACAAAUGAGAGAUGAACUGAGACCUUUGGCAUUAGCUGCUGCUGAGCAGAGAAUGAAAGAUGAAGCAUUGGCAAAAGAAAAAUCACUGUCAUCUGCACCAUCAAAGAAAAGGGUAAAAUUGGUUGCUCCUUGGGAGGAACACUAG